ACAAGCUGAAGGAAGUGAAAAGAGUUUGUUCAGAACUUUCAGUGAUGUUAGUGUCAGCAGGUGAUUCUUGUUUUUCUUCUUCCUUUUGAAUAACAACCCCCCAAACACACACACACACACACACAGUGCGUCUCCGAGUCUCUCUGGACUUCAUCUACCUGGGAAUGUGCGUCAUAACGCAUCAGAAGGACAAACCUGCACCAGGAGUUGGAUCGUAACACAUUAACAACUCAGAGUAUCUAAUCAACACGCUUUAGGAAGAGAUGAACUUCUCACUUCAGAAAACAGAGGCUGAAUAUUUGAUCAGAGAAAAGGAGACAGAUGGCCCGAGUCCAACUCCAGCCUCCUCGACUCUGGUCUGGUUCUGAACAUCAGUGAAGUGGAUCUUCAGGAGCAGUGAUGGCUUCCUGCACAUCUCAAACUGACAAUAUACAGACGAGAUGUUCCACUCCACCUGACUGCUGCUCACCUGUAAUUAAUCCCUCAGAUAAAUCAGAGGAGAUUAAAGCUAAACUCCGCUGUCCUCACGGGCCGAGCGUAGCUCUCGCUCAUUAACCUGUCCGUCUGUGAUAAACACUCCACGUCCGUUUCAUCAGGAACACCUGUGCACCUGAUCAUACGUGUAGUCAUCUCAUCAGCCAAUCACGUAGCAGCAGCUGCACAAGUCUGUUUAGGUGAGCUGAUGAUCUCAUGAUAGCCUCAGAGUCGUGUUCUUGGCUGUCAGGAGAGGAACCUGACGUGAUCUUCUGCUGCUGGAGCUCAUCCACCUCAAGACUGUAGAAUGCAUUCUCUGCUGAAGACAGUGUUGUUAGCACUGGUGGCGUCGGUGGUGCUGCUGAUGGCUGUGCUGCACUCAUGGCCCACUCGAGCCUACAGCACCGUGGAUGUCCGGCAGAGACCCGGAUCCGGAGCCGAGCGGCUGCUGGAGGACAGACUUCCUGACCUGGACCCGAGCGCCGGUUCCAUCCCAUACCACGUGAAGGAGAACGUGGCAGGGCUUCUGGCUCGUAACGGCUGUGUGUGUGAGGGUGAGAGAGACGGUGUGAAUUUACCUUUCGCCAAACUGCUGUUCCCGCGAGUGUCUGCCCACCCGCUUCACACGGCCUUCCAGCCUUCGCAACUCGACGAAAUGAAGAGACGCCGCGCCAAAGAGUACCAGGGCUUCCAAAUGAGGUCACAGACUCCUGCUGAUUUACUGAUCGUAGCUGAAGCUAAUAGCCCUCUUCAGUAUCCGACGCAGGGUGUGGAGGUUCGGCCGCUCAAGACGAUCCUUAUACCAGGAUUGGCUUUAAGAGACCUGCCGAGAGACGUUUACACUCUGAAUUUCUCUGCGUCUCUCGGGACGUUUAACGUGGCCGCAGAGGUCGAGGGGGUAAAGGUCAGAGGUGACGGUGAGAUGCACAUGACGCUGAGCAGCUUCCUGUUACCCAACCUGAACCGCCAGCUUCAGUUCAUCACCUACACAAACACACUGUUCCACCCCAGCACUGCUGAUACAGUGCAGUUAGAGACAGAGGGACAUCAGGCUCUGUUCACCAUCAAAAUCCGCCACGGCGUCACCCCCAAACUCUACAACACAGGAUCUGGGGAUAAAGAGUACAACAUCAGUGCUCUGGUGACCAUCGCCACCAAAACCUUCCUGCGCUAUAACAAGCUCCAGGACCUGAUUGACAGCAUAAGGCUCUACUACCCCACCGUUACCAUAGUGAUAGCCGACGACAGCGAAAACCCCAGGGUGGUGUCCGGUCCGUACAUCGAGCAUUACAUCAUGCCCUUCGGAAAGGGUUGGUUUGCAGGUCGUAAUUUGGCCGUGUCUCAAGUCACCACUAAGUACGUGCUGUGGGUCGACGACGAUUUCAUCUUCACUGCCAACACCAAGCUGGAGAAACUGGUGGACAUUCUGGAGAAGACCACGCUGGACCUGGUGGGUGGUGCUGUGCGUGAAGCUACAGGCUACACCUCCACCUACAGGCAGACCAUCUCUAUCGAGGCCGGAGAGGAGGAUGGAGACUGUCUCCACAUGAGACGAGGUUUCCAUCACAUCAUCCAGGGCUUCCCCAACUGCGUGGUCACUGACGGAGUCAUCAACUUCUUCCUGGCUCGGACAGACAAGGUGCGACAAGUGGGCUUCGACCCCCGACUAGCUCGAGUCGCCCACCUCGAGUUUUUCAUAGAUGGCUUGGGUUCGCUCCACGUCGGCUCGUGCGAUGAUGUCAUCGUGAACCACGCCACCAAGAUCAAGCUCCCAUGGGGCCAGUCGGAGAGCGACAAGGCCUACGCCAAGUUCCGCUACCCUCCGGCCUCGUCAGACGCCACCCGCACAAAAAACGGCCUCUUGUACUUCAAAAACCGCUUCCAGUGUAUGACACACAACUGA
Molecule: messenger RNA, 2377 nt
Organism: Hemibagrus wyckioides
Lineage: Eukaryota; Metazoa; Chordata; Actinopteri; Siluriformes; Bagridae
Gene: b4galnt1b
Product: beta-1,4-N-acetyl-galactosaminyl transferase 1b
Exons: 13
Coding region: 782-2377 (531 amino acids)
Biological process (GO): ganglioside biosynthetic process
Cellular component (GO): Golgi membrane
Molecular function (GO): hexosyltransferase activity
Source: RefSeq, a predicted model, not a curated record